AUGGGAUUUCAAGGAUCAAUGAUCGUAACACGCGAGGCCUCUAAGGAUUACGUUGUUUUAAGCACCAAUCAAUCGAAAAAGUUGCUAUCCGGUGGGCAAAUGAGUUGUAAUAAGGAUGCUGCUACAUUCUGGACAUCUUCCGACAACAUCGUCGACGAUUCAGUCGAGCAAGAGCCACCGUCUCAACCGGAAAUGGUUUUUGGCAAGGACAUGAACGAGUGGAUUAAGGAGUUUGUUCAAAACGAAUUUUUCCACGAGAGGAAUAAUAAUAAUAACAACAACAAUAAUAAUAAUACCAACGUAGAAAUGAAGAAAACGGAUACAACUGACGAAGCUGGUACUCAUCGGGAGGGAAACGAUACGAAUGAUUUGGAGAUUGAGGAAAACUCGAUAAUCGAUGGGCAAGAGAAUGAAAACGACGAGAGAGAGGAUGAUAUUGACUCGUCCCGAUUGUCCAUCAAUGACGAAUCCAAGUCUGGCAAAGUCAAGAGGAAUUUUAAAGUGUUCAAAUUCAUGAAGAAUGCGUUAAAAAGGCACAUAAAAAAGUGA
This is a messenger RNA of Ceratosolen solmsi marchali, 549 nucleotides long. Its product is annotated as myb-like protein O. The transcript has a single exon. Lineage: Eukaryota; Metazoa; Arthropoda; Insecta; Hymenoptera; Agaonidae. The coding region runs from base 1 to 549 and encodes 182 amino acids. The record is from RefSeq and is a predicted model, not a curated record.